Pistacia vera is the source of this 2760-nucleotide messenger RNA. RefSeq lists its product as uncharacterized. The coding region runs from base 1 to 2760 and encodes 919 amino acids. Lineage: Eukaryota; Viridiplantae; Streptophyta; Magnoliopsida; Sapindales; Anacardiaceae. The transcript is spliced from 5 exons. Gene Ontology annotation, biological process: DNA integration. The record is from RefSeq and is a predicted model, not a curated record. Gene Ontology annotation, molecular function: nucleic acid binding.
AUGACAGCCUUCUUAAAAUCUAUUGAUGAAAGGGCUUGGAAUGCUUGUGUCACUGGUUGGAAAGAACCACAAGUUGUGACUGAAGAAAGAGGUAGCAAGGGGAAACCCCUAGAUCAAUGGACCAAAGCUGAGUUGGAAAAGUCUAAUUCCAACUCUAAAGCUCUCCAUGCACUCUUUAAUACUGUCAGUAUUGGCCAAAUGAAAAAUAUAGCCAACUGUGAAACAGCUAAAGACGCAUGGGACAGACUUCAAGUUAAGAAUGAAAGAAUUGACAUGAUUAAAAAGAUCAGACUUAGGAGAUUGAUUACUGAUUAUGAAAACCUGUUUAUGCAUGAUGAUGAGUCUAUCACUGAUUUUCCUGGUCGAUUGUGUGAUAUCACAAAUGAAUGCUUUCCUUUGGGUAAGAUCUAUACUGAUGCUGAACUUGUCAGGAAAGUCUUAUGUUCACUGCCUAUGAAGUUCAUGUCCCAAGCAACCUUUAUCGAAGAAUGCCGAAAUCUGGAUGAGAUACAGCUGGAUAAACUCAUUGGAUCACUUCAGACUUUCGAAUUCAAUCUGAAACGAUGGGAGAAGAAACCAGGAAAGGGUCUUGCUCUAAAGUAUGAGGUAACAUAUGAACCUACUCUUAGUGUUGUUUUUAGUGAUGGUGAGGAAGAUGAGUGCGCUUUGCUCACAAAAAAAUUUGCUAAAUUCUUGAAAAAGAAUAUGAGAAAGCCUAAGUUGAGCAAAAAUGGUAAACAACCUUUUCUAAAGAAGUCCACUAAUCAGCUUGGUCAAGGUGCCUUCUCGAAACGAUUUUCGAGGGAUAAUGACAAAAAAAACAAAGGCAUCAGUAAGAGUGGAUGUGAUGACACGAAUGAGGAUGAGAAUUUCUUGGCCUUUACGGCUAACCAAGAGGAUAAUAGUAGUGUGUUCUUAGAUGACUCAAGUGAUGUUUAUAAAGAACAAAAAGAGGCUUAUGACAAGAUGUAUGAGUCAUGGGCAAAAGCCAUCAAGGAGAUCAAAUCUCUUGAAUUUGAAAACUACACCAUAACUGGAGAUAGAAAAUUAUUGAAUGAUAAGUUGAAUGUCUUGUCUGUUGAUUUAUCCAACAAGGAACUCCUAUUAAAUCAAGCUUUAAAUGAACUAAUUGAGGCCAAGGCCAUUGUUGAAAGAUUGAAUGUAGGUUCUUUUAAACUUGAUGAAGUUCUUGGCCAAGGGAAGUCUUUUGGUGACAAAACUGGAUUGGGUUUUUCUCCUAAAGCAAGUUCUUCCAAACCUGGUGUGACCACUUUCAUUAAAUACUUUGACAGCGGUUGUUCAAGGCACAUGACAAGUAACAAAGGUUCGUUGAUUGAUCUUGAAUUUGUUGAGGUUGGUCAUGUGACCUAUGGUGAUGGCAAAAGAGGUAAAAUCCUUGGCAAAGGAUCUAUUGUUAUUCCUGGUUUUCCUAUUCUGAAUUAUGUGUUUUAUGUUGAAGGAAAGAAAUCAAAUGAUAAUUGCUAUCUUUUGACUAACAAAGUUUCAUGUUUAAUUUCCAAAUCAGGUGAUAUUGAUGUGUGGCACAAAAAACUUGGACACAUGAAUUUCAGAGAUCUUAUGAAACUCUCCAAAAAGGAUGUUGCGAAAGGUUUACCUGAACUAGUGUUCCCAAAAGGUAAAGUUUGUGGCCCGUGCCAACAAGGUAAGCAAACUAAGUUUCCUCACAAAUCUUUGUCUCAGUUGAAUACCUCAUGUGUUUUAGAAUUUCUUCAUAUGGAUUUGAUGGGGCCUAUGCAAACUGAAAGUUUAGGAGGUAAGAGAUAUGUCUUUGUGUGUGUUGAUGACUUUUCUAGAUUCUCUUGGGUUGAUUUUUUAAGGGAAAAAUCUGAUACAUUUGAAGUCUUUCAAAAUCUGAUCAAAAGACUUCAAGUUGAACAAAAUUGUAGGGUGAAGAAAGUUGUGAGGAUAAGAAGUGAUCAUGGAAAGGAGUUUGAGAACACUGAUUUUUCUAGUUUUUGUGAUUCGCAGGGUAUAUGGCAUGAGUUUUCUACUCCAAAAAUAUCUCAACAGAAUGAAGUUGUGGAGAGAAAGAAUAGAGUUCUUCAAGAAAUGGCAAGAGCUAUGUUAAAUGACAAAAAAAUACUAACAAGAUUGUGGGCUAAGGCAAUCAACACUGCAUGUCACAUUGCAAAUAGAGUUUUUCUAAGGAAAGGUACCUCACAAACUCCAUAUGAGUUACGAAAAGGUAAGAAGCCUGAUCUGUCCUACUUUCAUGUUUUUGCAUGCAAGUGCUAUGUGUUGAAUGAUAGAGAUCUCCUAGGAAAAUUUGAUUCCAAAAGUGAUAAAGGUGUUUUUCUCGGAUACUCUUCAAAUAGUAGGUUUCCUCAUAAAGAUGAUAUUGAUGACUUAACGUCACCUCCUAAUAUGACCAUUGACCAUUACAAUGUGCCCACUCCAAGUUCUCCUAAAGAUGUGACCACAUCAAAAUCUGAAGUGAACACAUCUGCAACUCGAAAAGGAUCUCUCCCAAAGAGACAAGGACUCGAACUGAUUGUUGAUUUAUCUAAUGAAAUCACUCACCAAAAGACACCCAAAACUAGAGAACCACCCUCUUGGAUUAAAAAGGCUCAUCCACCAUCUACAGUGAUUGGAAAUCCGGACGAGGUAAUGGUCACUAGACGUAAAACAUUGAGUGAAAUUAUUAACCUAUGCUAUGUUUCCCUUUCAGAACCUAAGAAUGCAAAGGAGGCUCUUGAACACAAUUGCUGGAUUGCUGCCAUGCAUGAGGAGUUGGAAUAG